This is a messenger RNA of Enterobius vermicularis (human pinworm), 906 nucleotides long. The record is from the annotation of a GenBank genome assembly. NCBI's taxonomy places the organism in Eukaryota, Metazoa, Nematoda, Chromadorea, Rhabditida, Oxyuridae.
AUGUUGUCGUCGGCGUUUACGGCGCCUGAAGAUGCCAAUUAUACCCAGGUGAUCAAGCCAACCUGUGAAGCUUUUCAAGAGAUUGGCGAACGUUGGAUACCUGGACCUCAACAGGUACAGUAUCCACCUCAAGCUACACCAUUUCAACUGCUAUUUCCGCCACAACCUGCUGAUUGGUCUUAUCAUCAUCAUGCGCAUAUUCAGCAGCAACUACAACAAACAGCCGUUAUGGCGCCACAACCUCCUCAGGUUGACAUUAAAGCUGAAACUGAACGUCCAGAUGUUAUUCAGCGCCUAUCUGCAGCCCCAUCAUCUUGGCCAUAUCCAUUUGCUCAAGAUGAUAUUGCAUUAUCAUCUAGUCAAUUACCGGAUGAUUCUGAUCCAACAUGUUCUGAAGAUUUAGAAGCAUUUGCUAAAACAUUUAAACAAAGGCGAAUAAAGCUUGGCUAUACUCAAGCUGAUGUUGGUUUGGCAUUGGGUACACUGUAUGGUAAUGUAUUCAGCCAAACAACGAUUUGUCGUUUUGAGGCCUUACAGUUAAGUUUUAAAAAUAUGUGCAAACUGAAGCCGUUGCUAUACAAAUGGCUGGAAGAGGCUGAUUCGACAACGACAUCGCCGAACAGUGCCUUCGACAAGUUGACCGGACAGGGUGGACGUAAACGGAAAAAGCGUACAUCAAUUGAGGUACAAGUGAAGAGUCGUCUGGAGUAUCAUUUUCAGAAGAAUCCAAAACCGAAUGCUCAGGAGAUCGCUCAGGUGGCAAUCGAGUUGCAGUUGGAAAAAGAGGUUGUUCGGGUAUGGUUCUGUAAUCGAAGGCAGAAGGAAAAGCGUAUGACACCACAGUACGGCGACGAUCUGUUGGUCAACGCCAAUGUCUAUCCACCAGAUUCGUUUGUUUACAAUUAA